UGGUGUCAGUGUACCAGCGUGUGUCCCAGCCCGCCUGCUGCCGCGAGUCUGUGCAUCACCGAUGUGUGUGUGACUCCGGCGCUCUCUCUGCGUCCGACAGGUGGAGAUGACAUGAACGCGUUCGAGAGGAAGAAAGGAAAGGACCUACGAGGUCAGCAAGUGUUACUGCGUCCGGAGGAGAGUUCGGCUCCGAGCCUGACAAGCAGACAGUCCACCACGUUUUCUGAACAAGUCCAGGAUGCUCUGCUGCAACUGGCAGCCGUUGUCGAUGUGCGCUCGCUGCGAGUGGCCCUUCGAGACGGCGUACAGACGCUGUUACCUCACACGGAGUGUGUAUGUGUGUAUACACUGGAGGGAAACUCGAGGCUGCUGUCGGACGACCCGCCACAUGAGCUGCCACAGGAGGGCAAGAUCAGGAGUGUUGUUGACCAGCUGAAGCGAUGUCAGUGUGCCGGCUUUCCCUCAUCCGAACUGCCAGAAAAAUACAAAAUCUGUCUCGCAGCCCCACUAAAGGCACACCAAAGAGCUGUCGUUAUUCCUAUCUUGGACCAGGAGCAGACCAAGGCCAUCGCUGUCUUACUGGUGGGCUGUAGUCCUCUCUCUGAUCAGGAUGAAGUGCAUCUCAGCAUGCUGGAAAAACAUGCCUCAGUGGCGUGCGUCCGCGUCCAGCUUGUUCAGGCGUCCUACCAGAGGCCCCCCCUCAGCCCCUCACCCAUUCAGUCCCACAAUGCACUACUGCACCUCAAUGUCUCCGACCAGGACUACAGCGAGUUGGACCGCAACAUCCUCCAACUUUGUGGUGAGCUUUAUGACCUUGAUGCAGCCUCUCUCCAGCUCAAAGUCAUCAAUUAUCUGCAGCAGCAGACUCAGUCACAGUGUUGUUGUCUGCUAUUAGUGUCUGAGGACAACCACCAGCUUUUCUGCCAGGUAGUUGGAGACAAAGUUCUGGAGGAGGAGAUCAGUUUCCCGCUGAUGUUUGGACGUUUUGGUCAAGUUGUCGAGAAGAAGAAGUCAAUUACUCUGCAAGACAUCAGCGCUGAGGAGCGCCAGCAGCUGUCCAGUAUGUUGGGCUGUGAAAUCUCCUCCUUGCUGUGUGUCCCGGUUGUGAGCAGGGCUACGGGCCAAGUGGUGGCUCUUGCGUGCGCUUUCAACAAGCUGGGUGGACAGAGACACACCGAGGCAGAUGAGCACGCCAUCCAGCACUGUUUCUGCUACACUUCAACGGUCCUCACUUCAACUUUGGCCUUCCAGAAGGAACAGAAACUGAAAGUGGAGUGCCAGGCGCUCUUGCAAGUGGCCAAGAACCUCUUCACGCACUUGGAUGAUGUGUCAGUGCUCUUACAGGAAAUUAUAGUGGAGGCCAGGAACCUCAGUGGUGCAGAGAUCUGUUCAGUGUUCCUGCUGGAUCGCCACAGCCACGAGUUGGUGGCCAAGGUGUUCGACGGGGGUGUGGUUAGUGAUGAAGAGAAGGAAUUCCGUAUCCCAGCAGAUCAGGGUAUUGCAGGCCAUGUGGCGACCACAGGUCAAAUCCUGAACAUUAAGGACGCCUACUCCCAUCCUCUUUUUUACCGUGGUGUGGACGACAGCACCGGUUUCAGGACUCGCAACAUCCUCUGCUUCCCCAUCAAAGAUGAGACCAAUGAGGUGAUCGGGGUUGCUGAGUUGGUGAAUAAAAUGAACGGGCCGUGGUUCAACCGCUUUGAUGAGGACCUGGCCACAGCUUUUUCCAUCUACUGUGGUAUCAGUAUUGCCCAUUCAUUGCUCUACAAGAAGGUCCAUGAAGCCCAGUUCAGAUCUCACCUGGCCAAUGAAAUGAUGAAGUACCACAUGAAGCUUUCAGAGGACGAGGUGUGUAAACUGCUGGUCGUCGGGAUUGAGCCGGUGAAGAAGAUCCACCCUUGCUUUGCUGAGUUCACCUACACGCCGCGCUCGCUACCCGAUGAGACCACACCUGUGUGUGUCCUCAGCAUGUUUGAAGACAUGGGUUUCAUCAACAUGUACAAGAUCGACCGUCAGACCCUUGCCAGGUUUUGUUUAAUGGUCAAGAAAGGCUACAGGGACCCGCCCUACCACAACUGGAUGCAUGCAUUCUCUGUCUCCCACUUCUGCUACCUGCUCUACAAAAACCUUGGGCUGUCCAACUACCUCGAGGAUAUAGAGAUUCUAGCUCUCUUUGUUUCCUGUCUGUGCCAUGAUCUGGACCAUCGCGGGACCAACAAUUCUUUCCAAGUGGCCUCGCAAUCUGUGCUCGCUGCUCUCUACAGCUCAGAGGGAUCUGUGAUGGAGAGACAUCAUUUUGCCCAGGCCAUCGCCAUUCUGAACACUCAAGGCUGCAACAUUUUUGAGAAGUUCUCCAGAAAGGAUUACCAGCGCAUGCUAGAUUUGAUGAGGGAGAUCAUUCUGGCGACAGACCUUGCUCAUCACCUUCGCAUAUUCAAGGACUUACAGAAGAUGGCUGAUGAUGGCUAUGAUCCUAAAAGCAGUACCCACCGCUCCAUGCUGCUGUGCCUGCUGAUGACGUCAUGUGACCUGUCGGACCAAACCAAGGGCUGGAAGACCACUCGGAAGAUUGCUGAACUUAUCUACAAAGAGUUCUUCUCUCAAGGAGAUCUGGAAAAAGCCAUGGGAAACCGACCCAGCGAGAUGAUGGACAGGGAAAAAGCUUACAUCCCAGAACUACAGAUCAGCUUCAUGGAGCAUAUCGCCAUGCCCAUUUACAAGCUGCUGUCUGAACUCUUUCCCGGGGCCACGGAGCUCUACGAGAGAGUGGCGGCCAAUCGAGAGCAGUGGACCAAAGUGUCCCACAAGUUCACCAUCCGGGGGUUGCCGAGCAACAACAGCCUAGACUUCUUGGACCAGGAAUACGAGCUACUGCAGUCCCAGGGCGCUUUCGGUAGUGACCACCUCUGCCUUAACGGCUGCCUUGACGAUUGUGAAGGGGGGCACGGCCAGUGACGCCAGCGGCCGUUCUUCAGGGUCAUGACGUUUUUUUUUGCGGUCCAUUAAAGAGGUGAAGGACAACCUUUUAGCGACCGAAGAGGGAGGGGUCUCAUUGCUACUUGUCAGUCACUUCAGAUGCUGAGCAGGCCGGACAGGACACCAUUUCAAACAAACCCGACGAGACAAUUGAUCUGGGUGGUUUUCGUGAUGAGAUGCUCCACGUUGGUGGUGCAGUGAGACUGGAACACGAUGUUUUACAAGUUCAUGCGUGCAGUAUUCAUCAUGAUUAAGAUUGUACAAACACAUUGUCACACCUGAACAUCUUUACGGAAACCUUCGGGGGAUGGGGCGAUACGUGGUCACGUAAACAUGAUAUAAAGUGCUUAUCAUUUUUCGAAUUGCUGAGCAAUGUUCACACACAAGCAGCUGCCAUCAACUUAAGAAUGCUUGUGAUGUUGUGUUCCACUAUUACAUCACUAUUAAUUUAUCCAAAACAAAAAUGCCGCCCAUGUUUCAAUGGCGACGAGAAUAUUUUUGUAAUGAAUAAUUCAAAUUAUACAGUAUUUAAGUCCUGCAUUACCACAAAUAUCCACAAAGGCCAUUUGCUUUGUCUUCUCAAGCCUUGUGACAAAACAAUUUGACCAUCACUCCUUCACUACAGUCACAUUACAUUAAAAAAAAUCUAAUUCAAACACUUGUUUAAACUUAUCUUUACCACUCACUUGCCAACUUAUUUGUUGUUAAUAUCCUCACAGAACCACUAUAGAUGAAGAAAGUGAAGCCCUUUAAACGAUCCAUCCCACUUGUUGUGUAAAUGAGCCAUAGUUGAGCGUGCUCUAUUGAGUGUGUCAUAUGGAUCUGCCUUAUUGUGCAUCUUUGCUGCCUUUCUUAGAGCUUUUAAUAGAUUCCAACUGAAAUAAAACUGUCUCUUUAUUAUUGUGAAUUUGUUACAGACAUAGUAGAUCGCUUGACUAUAAGUGUGUUGACUGAAGGACCACCACACUCAGAAAAUGUAUAUUUGUGAAAUAAUCUUUGUAAAGACCUCAGUUGUUGUGUCAUUUCACCCGUUUGGUUUGCCUACAUAAAGCCACCAUUUGGUGAUUAUGACUGGGAAAGUGUUUGAUGCCAGUGUGGCUGGGAAAAAAGGAAUCAGAGAUGUAGCCAUCAAUGAAAUUAUUCCCAAAGGAAAAGUUUGAAUGUUCUUUUUUUUUUUUUUUUUUUGCAGCUCUCUGAUUGUGCCUCAUUUAGAAACGUUGGGAGUUCUUGUUAAGUGUUGCGCCACUUUUACCUUGUUUUGAAUAGGAAAUGCUGCAGCUUUUGUGAAGCCAACCACUGAGGAGUUACACAAUAUAACUAUAUCUGUAAUGGAGAACACUGUAUGUAAGUUGGUGGGCUGUGUGUGCGUGUUUGUGUGUGUGUGUGUGUGUGUGCGUGCGUGGAUGGGAGAGGGUUCAUGACCAAUUGAGUGCAUUAAAAGUGUGGCUGUGUGGGAAGCUGGGAAAGAGAGAUUCCAAUUAAGCUAGUGCAGUCUUUUUGGCUCAUUUGAAAUGGUAUUGCUAUGUCCCUGAUAAUUCCAGUGGUGGCGGAGGAAAGUAUAGAAUAAUGCAAUCAGGGUGUAUACGUGUACUGUUUUUCUUUCAACGUAUGUCAUGGGGGGUUACGUUGGUGUGUGCGUGUUUGUGUUUUACCUACAAGAGAAUACAGACUGCCUUGGUUUGAGUUUUUUCUACAAAAUGUUUUCAAAGGGCAUAUAGAUGUUUUUACUCUUUACUCUCCCACUCGAGCUUUCUUUUACAUUGUUUUAUAGCAUGUUAGUUCAUUUGAAACAAUUAUGUCAUGUAUACCUGCCUUUUUCAUGUGCAAUAUGAAGUGUUUGCCUGAGUGAAAAUGUAAAUUCCCUUGCCUCUUGUUAAUUUAUUUCCUGAGGUUUGAGCUCCCUGAGGCGUUUGAGAUCAGGGUCAAUGAAGUGUCCUGUUUUAAUCCCAGAAUGCCUCAGAUAGUUCACCUCUUCAAAUUGAGUGUGUAUCUGUCAUUCUAUGUUGCUUUUAGAGAGUCAGGUCUACUUGUGCCAGGUGAAGAAUUUGGCCUCCUUGGCCAACCCUCAGAGUUAAAAAUGAAUUUAUAGUCUUCAUUCUCUGUUUAUAGAGUGAUGACAUGGGCUAUUGUUGAUGUCAAAUGUUUUUGUUUUUCUGCUACAUCAUCGCCAGCAUUGAAAUGUCCCUGUAAAUUGUUUGCAGCCAAUCUUUAAAUCCCCAUCACAAAGCAGCGGGACUCCAUCCAUCCAUUUUCUUCCACUUAUCUGAAGUCGGGUCACGGGGGCAGCAGCUUAAGCAGGGAAGGGACUUCCCUUUCCACGGCCACUUCGUCCAGCUCUUCCGGGGGGAUCCCGAGGCGUUCCCAGGCCAGCCGAGAGAUGUCGUCUCUCCAGCAUGUCCUGGGUCGUCCCCGGGGCCUUCUCCUGGUGGGACGUACCUGGAACACCUCACCAGGGAGGCGUCUAGGAGGCAUCCUAACCAGAUGCCCGAGCCACCUCAUCUGGCUCCCCUCAAUGCAGAGGAGUAGCGGCUCGACUCUGACCCCCUCCCAGAUGACUGAGCUUCUCACCCUCAAAGGGAGAGCCCGGACACAGUGUGGAGGACACUCAUUUUGGCCGCUUGUAUCUGCAAUCUUGUUCUUUUGGUCAUAACCCACAGUUCAUGCCCAUAGGUGAGGGUAGGAACAUAUAUCAACCGGUAAAUUGAGAGCUUUGCAUUUCAGCUCAGUUCCAUCUUCACCACGACAGACCGAUAGAAAGUCCGCAUCACUCCAGACGCUGCACCGAUCCGCCUGCCAAUCUCUAGCUCCCUUCUUCCCUCACUCGUGAACAAGACCCCGAGAUACUUGAACUCCUCCAGUAGGGGCAGGAUCUCUUCCUCGACCCAGAGAGGGCACUCCACCCUUUUCUGACUGAGGACCAUGGCCUUAGAUUUGGAGGUGCUGAUUGUCACCCCAGCUGCUUCACACUCUGCUGUCAACCAUUCCAGCAAGAGUUGGAGAUCAUGGCUUGAUGAAGCCAUCAGAACCACAUCAUCUGCAAAGAGCAUCGACAUGGUACUGAUGUCACCAAACCGGACACCCUCAACACCCCGGCUGUCCCUAGAAAUUCUGUCCAUAAAGGUAAUAAACAGAAUCUGUGAUAAAAGGGCAGUCUUGGCGGAGUUCAACCCUCACUAGAAACAAAUCUGAUUUACUGCUGGCAAUCCAGACCAAAAUCUUAUACCGGUUGUACAGGGACCGAACAUCCUUUACCAGGGGGAGUCCGGUACCCCAUACUCCCGGAGCACCCCCCACAGGACUGUGCAAGGGACAUGGUCGAACACCUUCUCCAAGUCCACAAAAUACAUGUAGACUGGUUGGGUGAACUCCCAUGCACCCUCGAAGACCCUGCUGAGGGUGUAGAGCUGGUCCACCGUUCCAUGGCCAGGAGAAAAAACACACUGCUUCUCCUGAAUCUGAGAUUUGACUUCCUGAUGGACCCUCCUCUCCAGAACCCCUGAAUAGACCUUACCAAGGAGGCUGAGGAGUGUGAUUCCCCUAUAGUUGGAACACACCCUCCGGUCCCUCUUCGUAAAAUGGGGGACCACCACCCCGGUUUGCCAAUCCAGAGUCACUGUCCCUGAUGUCCAUGCGAUGUUGCAGAGGCGUGUCAACCAGGACAGCCAUACAACAUCCAAAGCCUUUAGGGACUCCGGGGGGGGAUCUCAUCCACCCCUGCCACCAAGGAGCUUUUUAACCACCACGGUCAUCUCAGCCCGAGAGAUAGAAGAACAUCUCAGAGUCCCAAGACUCUGCUUCCUCAUGGGAAGGCCCGUUGGUGGAAUUGACGAGGUAUUCAAAGUAUUCGGCCCACCAACUCACAACGUCCCAAGUUGAGGUCAGCAGCGCACCAUCCCCACUAUACACAGAGUUGACGGUACACUGUUUCCCCUUCCUGAGACGCCUGAUGGUGGACCAGAAUUUCCUGAAGGCCGUCCGGAAGUGUGGCCUCACUGAGCUCUUCACAUGCCAAAGUUUUUUCCUCAAGCGACCACCAAAGCUGUAUUCCGCUUGGCCAUCCAGUACGUAUCAGCUGCCACCGGAGUUCCACAGCCCAAAAAGGCCCGAUAGGACUCCUUCUUCGGCUUGACAGCAUCCCUUACGGCUGGUGUCCACCAACAUUUCCGCCACCACAGGCACCGACAACCUUACGGCCACAGCUCCGGUCAGCCGCCUCAACAAUGGAGGCACAGAACAUGGUCCACUCGGACUCAAUGUCCCCCGUCUCCCCCGGGAGUAGGCGAAGUUCUGUCAGAGGUGGGACUUGAAGCUACUUCUGACAGGGGACUCUACCAGACGUUCCCAGCAGACCCUCACAAUAGGUCUGCCAGGUCGGACCGGCAUCUUCCCCCACCAUCGGAGCCAACUCACCACCAGGUGGUGAUUGGUUGACACCUCUACCCCUCUCUUCACACAGUGUCCAAGACAUGCGGCCGCAAGUCCGAUGACAAGACCACAAAUUCCAUUAUCGAACCAAACCAAGCCAAGUCAGGGGGUCCAAUCCUCCCUAUCAUCCCCCUCCAGGUCUCAGUGUCAUUGUCCAUGUGAGCGUUGAAGUCCCCCAGCAGAACGAGGGGAGUCCCCAGCGGGAGCACAAACAACAGUCAGGACCAGACCCCCACACCUGAAGGCGGAGGGAGGCUACCCUCUUGUCCACUGGGUAAACCCCAAUGUACAGGCACAGAGUCAGGGGCCAUAAUAAUGCCCACACCUGCUCGGUGCUUUUUACCGUGGGCAACUACAGAGUGGAAAAGACUCCAACCCCUCUCAAGAGGACUCAUACCAGAGCCCAAGCUGUGUGCGGAGGUGAACCCGACUAUAUCAAGUUGGAACUUCUCAACUUCACACACCAGCUCGGACUCCUUCCCUGCCAGAGAGGCGACAUUCCACAUCCCUAGAGCCAUCUUUUGUUGCCGAGGAUCGGACUGCUGAGGUCCCCGACUUCGGCCAACACCCAGCUCACUACGCACCCGACAACCUUGGCCCCUCCCACAGGCAGUGAGCCCAUGGGACGGCAGCACGACUCUAACCUGUGAAAAUGCCAUUGUACUGCUCAUCUGUGACUUAACGUUAAGUGGUAAAAAUAUUUUUGCUGUAAAUAGGAAGGUUUGAAGAAGGAAACUUUACGUCGUCUGUCAUUAUUACAAUUGGAUGUAUUUUCUAUGUAAUUAAAAUGCUUCUUUUGAGUUUUCUCCCCCCCCCAACUCCACAUUGAGAACUUUCAAGAGACAGGAUAAAAGAAAACUGUGUAAACGUGUAUUCUGUAUUUCUGAUAGUGCAGCACAAACAAUAACCCAAUCUAAUCUGACACUGUAUAAAAGAUGCUUUACAGGGAAAUAAAUACAGUCAUUUGUUUCUUUUAUUGUUUUGUUUUGUUGUGUCUGAGAGCUUGGGCUAUAUCUUGACUUUAAAUGAACAAUGAUAUAUAAGAGAAAAAGACAAAUGGAUGACAUUUUUGUUUUGGUCAUUUGUGGAAUAAAUGUGA
Messenger RNA from Phycodurus eques (leafy seadragon), 8500 nucleotides. RefSeq names its product cGMP-dependent 3',5'-cyclic phosphodiesterase (gene pde2a). Gene Ontology annotation, molecular function: 3',5'-cyclic-GMP phosphodiesterase activity; 3',5'-cyclic-AMP phosphodiesterase activity; protein homodimerization activity. Gene Ontology annotation, biological process: regulation of mitochondrion organization; positive regulation of gene expression; negative regulation of receptor guanylyl cyclase signaling pathway. The transcript is spliced from 31 exons. The coding region runs from base 112 to 2955 and encodes 947 amino acids. Gene Ontology annotation, cellular component: nucleus; mitochondrial outer membrane; mitochondrial matrix. The record is from RefSeq and is a predicted model, not a curated record. NCBI's taxonomy places the organism in Eukaryota, Metazoa, Chordata, Actinopteri, Syngnathiformes, Syngnathidae.